ACCCCCCCUCCCCGGUUGCCAACUCCCGCCCUUCCCUCCCCCCGCCCCCCCGCCAGGCUUUCUUCAAUGGGCGCGUUGGACUCCCUCGCCGGAGGACCCGCGGACCCGACCAGCGCCGCCGCGCUCACCAUGCUCAACGGGGCGGGGAGCCAAAGUUUCGCCAAGGAGCCGCCGGACUUGCAGGGCGCGGCGACGACCAAAGAGCCCGGCGAGUUCAAGACCGGCCUCCCCCCGGAACGCUUCUACGUCCCGGAAUCUCCCGGGCCGGACGGGCGCUGCAACUUGGGGCUGCCCUACAGUGGCCAACUGGUCCCAAGCGGGUUCGGGGUGGCCAACCCGGCUCCUCCGGGCAGGUUUCUGGGGCCGGCCGUGAACAGCUGCUCCUACCGAGCCCAGCCUCCCGGGCCGGGCCCUUCGUCGGCCGGGUCUCCGGGCAACCCGUGCUACCCGGUGGCCGCGGGCGAGCUCUAUUCCAGCGCGGGGGACUUGUACCCGAGCGCGCACGGCGGCGACGGCGGCUGCUACCCGUCCGCCGUCCAGCACAUGUUCCCGCGGGGGCCCCUCUACCCGGUGCCGGGCUACCAAGUGUCCGGCAAGACCCAAGUGGUCCUCAACAACUACCCGCUCUGGGCCAAGUUUCACAAGCACCAGACCGAGAUGAUCAUCACCAAACAGGGCAGGAGGAUGUUCCCGUUUCUCAGCUUCAACAUUUCUGGGCUGGAUCCCGUGGCUCAUUACAGUAUCUGUGUGGACAUUGUCUUGGUGGAUCAGCACCACUGGCGGUAUCAAGGCGGAAAAUGGGUUCAGUGUGGCAAAGCGGAAGGAAACAUGCCAGGUAAUCGGACAUACGUACACCCGGAUUCUCCGAAUACUGGAGCCCACUGGAUGAGGCAAGAAAUCUCCUUCGGCAAGCUGAAGCUCACCAAUAACAAAGGAGCAUCAAAUAACGUCACGCAGAUGAUCGUGUUACAGUCUUUGCACAAGUAUCAACCACGGCUACACAUCACAGAAGCCAAGGAGGGCGAGGUGGACGAGGUGCACUCUUCUCUCUGCACCCAGACCUUCACCUUUCCCGAGACUCAGUUCAUCGCCGUGACAGCAUACCAGAAUGCUGAUAUUACCCAGCUGAAGAUAGACCACAAUCCUUUUGCCAAGGGCUUCCGAGAUAACUUUGAUUCGAUGUACAGUGCAGCGGAGGGAGACCGUACAACCCCCUCUCCCCCCAGCUCCAGCAGCUGUCAGCAACUUCUGGCUGGCAGCCCCUUCCAACCCUUCUUACACGAUCAGUUCCCGCUAUCCCAGAGCUGCUUCUACAACAGGGAGCGUGGCCCACUCCCUUUGCAACCCAAGGAUACCCACCACUGGUAUUUUGCCUCCCAGCAGCCACCGGCCGCCUCGCUAGAAUACAGCCCCUACGACGGUGACUACAGAGGGAACAAAUUUAUGCCCUACAGCAUGAAGCCCUUUGCCUUGCAAGCGUCACCGCACUCUUCUCUGCCUUACUACCAGGAGCACCCUUUCGGGCCCCCACCGGCUUGGAGUUCUCCGUCCCAAUAUCAUCCACCCAAGCCCACACCAGGAGCGUUGAGCUGGUUCCGGCCCAUGAGAGAUUUGCAACCGGUGCCCUCUGGAGAUGAGAAAGGGAAGGACAGCGAAGGCUGGGCCGAACCGGGUUCGGUGAAAUCAGCCGAUUCCUCGGACUCCGGGUUGUACGAAGCCGAGUGUAAGCGUCGUCGGAUAUCUCCUUACAUCUCCAGUGCUGAAAGUUCGCCCCCCAUCCGCAACGGAGACCUCUACGAGAAAGAAGCCACAGAUGCUGGUUAUUGUGGCUUCUACGGGAACUGAAAGGGCGCAGAAACGCUUGAGGAUAAUGAGGGGCUUUGGGACUUGCAGUUCCCCUCGAGUCAUAUCAUUAAUAUCGAGCAAAAUAAAGGGGACACUUUCUUGCUUUGGGGAAGGUCUGCACCAUCAUGGGGCACUGCUUGGGCACAGAGUCGCAUUCUUUCUAGUCAUAUCUUCCCCUCAUGCAGCAAUAUACAGGUGCUAGUUGUCUUGUGUUAAGUAUGAUCUUACGCUGACAUUUCUGAAUAGAGAUAUCCAAGCGGACACUGAAUGGUGUGUGCACAGCAGGGCUCUCGAGUCUACUUACAUGCUUGUCCAUAAGGGCAUCUGGUCAGACAUACAGCAAUACGAGAGUAUGCACCACUCCCGUAGAAAUAUGCUAAUGUCACAAUCCUGUGAAGUGUCUUUACAUUUCUGGUCUGACCCUUGCUUGGCUUCAUGGCUAAAUAAGAACGAUAGAGCUGAAACGAAAUUUCUCACAGAUGCAAAAUCUGAAACUUCCACACUUUGCAGUUUCAACUACUUACAUUUGUCUUGGAAGGACAUUUGAAGGCAUAAUAUAUCCACUUAUCAAAUUAAUUCACCCUUAAUCAGAUAAGGAGAUCUUUCUUGGACAGUGUUGUUAUAGGAGAUUCGAUAAAUUCAAUGGGAACAGCUCUGUGAAUGGCUAUGAGCCAUACUGGAAAAAUUUAACCUCCAUGUUUAAGUUCCAUGUACGGGGGGGCGGUCCACUUCAGAGAAAAAAAGAAAGCGGGACUAUAAAUGUCUUCGGUCUGAUCCAGCAGCAUUCUUGUAUAUACAUGGAAACAGGUUUCCACAAGUAUACCACUUGCUGGAUUGGGUGCUGCAACCAUAAACAAAUGGCAGAUACUCCUACUUAGUGGGGGGGAGGGGUGUUUACACUGAAUUGCUUUCCACGAGAUGUAAGUUUAUUUGAAUGUGCAUCCCCCAGCCUCAUUCCUGCCGGUCAAGGUACACAGGGACACCUUCGUUGCAUGCCAGUAGGGAUGGAUGAGGAUCAGUACCUUUACAUUAUUGGUUCCCACCCUCCCCUUUUCAAAUGUAACAGGGUACUUAUUUGGGACUGCGCCAUUCCCGUGAGCAACAUCAAUUUACAAAAGUUCUUCCCCUCAGUGCAUUUCACUUCUGAGUUUUGCUAUCACACGUGAAGCGUCCAGGCCAAGAGAUGUUCAUGCUGAUGAAUUGGGAGUUUGGGAUAUAAAUCAGAUGUUGCUCAAGUCAGCCACCAAAUUGACCUUUGAACAUGUAACCAAAACAGCUUUAAGAAGCCUAAUGGAUUGUGUGGACAGGCCUGGUGAGCAAACAAAGAUACAUUUCUGAUCAUUUCUGUUAACACAAUUGUUCUCAGGUGCCAUUCCAAAUACGAGGGGCUCUUCCAGAGUUGCCUGGAGCACUUUGGCAGUGAUUGAAGUGUGGCAGACAAACGCAGUGUACAUACCAUAUCCGGAGUCAUGAGAGCACAUGGGAAGCUCCCUGCUUGGCAGCUCCUUCUCAAAUCUGUGCCGUUCUUUCUGGGAAUCGAAGCGACACACUGGCUGGGGAAGAAUUCGCAGCAUGGCCUUCUAUCCAACAGCCCCUGGACUUGACAUAUCAGUAUGCCACAUGUUGGGAAGGACCGCUGUUGGAGCAGCUAUCAUGCCACUAAAAAUAACCAUGGUAUAGGGCUCUAUUCGAGACCUUGUUGUGCAGAUGUCUCCUAACCGUUUGAUUCUUUGGCACCCAACAAUAGCUGAGAAUCUUACGCCACAGCCAGUGCUCCAACCUAUGCAGAAACCUAUGCAGACUUGCUGUACCAGGUGUCCCGGUUUACUGUGUGUAAGGAGGGGAUCUUGGGGUGGGGGUGGGGUGGACAGAUAAGAGGGAUGAAUUGAUUCCUUAAGAGAGCCAGCAUGGUGUAGUGGUUAA
Sphaerodactylus townsendi is the source of this 3768-nucleotide messenger RNA. It is a transcript of the gene TBX21, whose product is annotated as T-box transcription factor 21. Bases 67 to 1845 code for a protein of 592 amino acids. Gene Ontology annotation, cellular component: nucleus. Gene Ontology annotation, molecular function: DNA-binding transcription factor activity, RNA polymerase II-specific; RNA polymerase II cis-regulatory region sequence-specific DNA binding. Gene Ontology annotation, biological process: regulation of transcription by RNA polymerase II; cell fate specification; positive regulation of DNA-templated transcription. The transcript is spliced from 6 exons. The record is from RefSeq and is a predicted model, not a curated record. NCBI's taxonomy places the organism in Eukaryota, Metazoa, Chordata, Lepidosauria, Squamata, Sphaerodactylidae.